AUGAUUAGAACCUCCUCUCUGCUCACGUGUAUGGAGGACUCACAGCUCACCGCGUCGUACUUUGACGUUAUCUUCUACCCAGACAACUCCACCGUCGUAUACGAUAUCAACGCAGUCACCACGAUCUCCGGCUACGUGAUGGGUAAAGUGACGUUGAUCGUUUAUGGGUUGAAUGUGCUUGAGGAGAACAUCGACCUGUGUGAUCUCGGGUUUGAUGAGCUGUGUCCGCUACAGGAAGGUGCCGGGCGUAUCGAGAUCUCCUCGUCCACGGAGAUCUCAAACUCGAUCACUGACCGGAUCCCUGGUGUUGCUUACACCGUGCCUGACCUGGAUGCCCGUGUCAGAGUUGUGGCUUACUCCCAGAACGAUACCAACACCCCAUUGGCCUGUGUGGAGGCGGUUCUCACCAACGGGAAAACGGUCCAGACAAAGUACGCUGCUUGGCCCAUCGCAGCCAUCUCCGGUGCAGGGUUGAUCAUGUCUGGAGUGAUCUCGAUCAUCGGACACUCUAACACAGCUGCGCAUAUCGCCUCCAACUCGAUUUCGCUCUUUGUCUACUUCCAGAACGUUGCGAUCACAUCGAUGAUGGCCGUGGCCCGUGUGCCACCAAUCGCCGCUGCCUGGGCCCAGAACUUCCAGUGGUCAAUGGGCAUCUUCAACGCUCAGUUCAUGCAGACCGCAAUCAAGUGGUACGUCCAGGCCACCGGCGGUACUUCCACAGUGGUUGUGGAAAACAAGGACUUGUUGUCCAUCUCAGUGCAGAAGAGAGAGUUCAUCGACGCAGUGGCUUACUACGCCCCAAAGAUCGUGAACCAUUUCGUCAAGAGGGCAGAUUUCAACUUUGACGAUAGUCUUAACGAUGACACCUUAUACACAACUGACGAGCGUAACACUGACGACCUGACCUCGAAGACCUUGGUGCUGAGAGGUAUCCAGAGAGUUUCGUACCUCGCUGACAUUGAAAUCUCAAACUUCUUCCUGACAGGUAUCGUGUUCUUCCUCUUCUUCGUGUUUGUCGUGUUGAUCUGUGUCAUGUCGUUCAAGGCAAUCAUCGAGCUCUGCAUCAGAUCAAACGUCAUGAAACAACACAGGUUCCCUGAUUUUAGACAACACUGGUCCACCAUCAUCAAAGGUAUCCUAUUUAGACUGGCACUUGUGGCAUUCCCACAGAUCUCCCUUCUCUGUCUCUGGGAGUUCACACAGCGUGAUUCCUCGGCUGUGGUUGUUGUCGCUGUGUUCCUGCUAGUCAUUGAAUGUGGAUUGCUACUGUACGGUACCACCAUGGUUAUCAUCAUUGGUAGAAAGUCUACAAAGAUGUAUAAGACUGCCGCAUACCUCUUGUACGGAGAUGCAAAGACGUUGAACAGAUUUGGAUUCCUCUACGUUCCGUUCCAGUCUGAAUACUAUUGGUGGUUAGUUCCAAUGCUAACGUAUCUAUUCCUGCGUUCGAUCUUUGUUGCUCUGAUGCAAGAGGUUGGAGAGGCACAGGCAAUGUGUGUCUUCAUCACUGAACUGUUGUACUUUGCUGCGCUAUGCUGGAAGAGACCAUAUAUGGACAAGAGAACAAACGCGUUCAACAUCAUUGUCCACCUGUUGAACUUGGUGAAUUCUAUUAUCUUCUUGUUCUUUUCAACCAUCUUUGGCCAACCACAGGUGGUUUCAUCCGUGUCUGCUGUUGUAUUCUUUGUCAUCAAUGCUGCUUUCGCCUUGUUCUUGUUGAUCUUCACCAUUGUUACAUGUGCAUUGGCUGUGAUCUACAAGAACCCAGAUACGAGAUACCAGCCAAUGAAGGAUGACCGUGUGUCAUUCAUUCCACGUACAACUGCACUGGAGAAAGGCGACAAGCAAGACACUGAGCUAUUGGCUCUUGGUGAAUCUGUAAUGAACGGACAAAAACCACAGCAGCUACAACUUCAGGAAACCAUUUCUGACGACGAAUCUUCAUCUUACAAGUACCCAAGAGAAUUCCUCUCGAGAUCUCGUGCAGAUUCUAUACAGAGUGGCCAACAAGUCCAGCCAGCAAGCACCGUUUAUGGUACGCAAGGAUUGUCGAAGCCUGGUGUUUCAUUCAUGACUGAUACCUCAUACCACGGAAACUCAAGUCUCUUCAACGAUGAAUCCACCUCGACAUAUUCAAACACAGUUAGCAAUCCAUUUGAAAACCCAUAUGCCAAGGCAAGACAACAGAAUAACGGGAACAAGUUCUAG
Messenger RNA from Williopsis jadinii, 2208 nucleotides. RefSeq names its product flavin adenine dinucleotide transporter FLC2 (gene FLC2). The record is from RefSeq and is a predicted model, not a curated record. Gene Ontology annotation, biological process: fungal-type cell wall biogenesis; transmembrane transport. The transcript has a single exon. The coding region runs from base 1 to 2208 and encodes 735 amino acids. NCBI's taxonomy places the organism in Eukaryota, Fungi, Ascomycota, Saccharomycetes, Phaffomycetales, Wickerhamomycetaceae.